Neodiprion fabricii is the source of this 3507-nucleotide messenger RNA. It is a transcript of the gene Tsp97E, whose product is annotated as tetraspanin-31-A. The record is from RefSeq and is a predicted model, not a curated record. Gene Ontology annotation, cellular component: membrane. Bases 352 to 1005 code for a protein of 217 amino acids. The transcript has 7 exons. NCBI's taxonomy places the organism in Eukaryota, Metazoa, Arthropoda, Insecta, Hymenoptera, Diprionidae.
CGGCGAGUAGCGAGUCAGCGACCGUCUGCUGUCAAGUGUCAAUUCGUGUCAGUUCAGUCUACUGCAAUAUUUGCCCGUUAUGCAGAACUCGGCUUGAACGGGAACAGCGUAGUAAUCAAAAGAAUAAUAUUCUAUCCGGUUUGAGACUGGCGCUCGCUUAAAUUGCAUCUAAUUUCGCCUUACACGGACACGCGCAAAUACGCGCACAACGUAAUUCCACCUUACUUCGGUCAAAGAAGACGUUAUUUGCACGCAUUUAAGAAGGGACGUACGAAGAAAAGAAACAUCUUCAAUCAAUCAUUAUUUCAGCUCCGUAAAAAACUGAGCGGUUGAUAAAUCUCAUCGCAGAAGAUGUGCGGUGGUUUUACAUGUUCGAAAAAUGCACUAACGGCGCUAAAUGUUCUUUAUAUCGUCGUAGCCUUCAUCCUUAUCGGCGUAGCUGUCUAUGGCAGAGCCUCUGCGCUCGUUACAAAUCUUCCUAUAAUCGGAGGUAUUUUAGCCUGCGGAGUGAUACUUUUUCUCAUAUCUAUACUCGGCCUAAUUGGAGCGAUAAAGCACCAUCAAGUACUGCUGUUCUUUUACAUGGUAAUUUUGUUCCUGCUAUUCCUGAUCCAAUUCAGCAUUGCCUGCGCCUGUCUUGCCGUAAAUCCUGAACAACAAGAACAACUUGCCGAGGAGGGAUGGAAGCGAGUAAAUAACGAGCUGAAAAUGAAAGUUCAAAACACGUUCAGUUGCUGCGGGUUCGAGGGUUCAAAGUUGACCGGCACGCCUUCUAUGGAUCACCCUACCUGUGUUAUCGUAAAUGAAGUUUGCUGCGAAUCGAAAGCACAGCCAUGCGAGUGCGAGCCGUGUAUGCAAAAGCUACAAUCAACGAUCGACUAUGCUUUUAAACUAUGUGGUGGAAUCGGACUAUUUUUCAGUUUCACAGAGUUUGUUGGUGUUUGGUUGACCGUACGCUACAGGAACCAGAAAGACCCAAGAGCUAAUCCUAGUGCUUUCCUCUAGUCUAACACCAUCGCCAUGUCCCCUGUGUCCUCAUAUGAACCUCCUAACAGAUGGUGAUUGCAGCAUUCUUGGCUAGACGUUAUAGAAACCAAUUGGACCCAGAUGAAAAGGCUGCGCGAGCUGUUUUUCCUCGUCAAAACUAUCUUUACUGAUUCCGAAAAAUUUGACGAAGAGCCAAACUUUGGAAGUCUCUAAAAAGACCAAUUUGACUUGUUCUAGGAUCAUUUGAACAUUAAAUUAAGUCUCAUCGAGAAUACUCGUAAAUUGUUUUAUUACAGAAAUAAAUAGAAAAAAAAUCACGAAAAGAAAACCGUAAAACAAACGGUAUAAAAAAAAAAAGAAAGCAAAAAAAUAGAUCUGUACUUCGACGUUGUUCCUGGAACUAAUGUAACUAACUAUCUUAAACUGUCAGACAUCCUGAAUAGCCAAAGAUCAAAUUCUCAUCGUUCAUAGAACAGUGCAGCAACGAACUGUUUACUAUCAAAGAUAAAUUAAUACCAUUGAUAUUUUGCUCAUUCGUGGUAGUAACUACAGGUUUUCGUUUUAAAAAAUUAACAUUCCAUAACUAGUACAACUGCAAAGUCAGCGCUGUCUACACCUAUCUUUUAGAAAUAUUCAUAACUGCUCAACAGUGUGAAAUUACUUUCAACGAUUACCGAAAUCUUUCUUUUUUCUCAUAAUCCAGUAAUAAACAUGUCCAAAUCGGUGAGGGGGACAUAAUAGAUGAAAUGUGUGUUCUAGUCAGCCACUACGACACUAUCAUAGCAAGCCUCAAUGCGCCUUGUAGUAUUUAGCAUAAAACAGUUUACUGUUUAGAUAUUAACCUUUAAGAAUCUCCCGGGAGAGGUACCCUUUUACAAAAAUCGUUUCUGCAGAGUUUAUUUCUACAGAGAUUGUCUCUUUAAAAAAAUGAUUUAAAUAAGUUCGGAAUCAUUCGUCCGGAAACUAAAUUUAAAUGAUUUGUGACAUCUUAAAGAAUAGAAUAAGUUUGGUCAUAUUCGAAACCACAACACACAAUCCCCUGAUAUGAACGCGGAAAAGACGAAUGCAUCAUUCCGAGAGCUAGAAUAAGUUAGGCUUCGCCUUCCGUGGAAACGAUUUCUGCAAAAACGACGCCCUCUCAAUCUCCCAUAUCUACCGAGAUCUCUUUAUUCUUGCUGCGUACUAGACAGGCAGACAGAGCUAAUUAUCGCCAGAAUUCCGCACGAGCUUCAAUUUCAAAUUUUAUGUAUAUCUAUUGUUAAGCGUAAAUAUUGGAACAAAAAAUUAUUUUACUUGAUUCCGUAUUUGUUAGAGAGAUUGCCAUCCUUUUCCGUCAAAUUUACGGCCCUUGUUUAGAGUUUACUUCAAAAAUAUGUGUACCUUUCAGAACAAAUAUAUAUAUAUAUAUAUAUAUGAAUAUUGAAUAUAUAUAAAUUGGCUAUUCGUUCGUUGUGCGAAUGCCAAUUCGGAAGUAGUAUUUCAUAAUACUGUAAUUAUAUAAAUCGUUUAAAUUAAUCAUUCCGCCAUAUACGUAUAUUAUCGAGGAAAUCAAAAUUUCCAACAACCAAAACCUUCUUCCCUUGAUGUGAUUUUUGUUUAUUCGAAUUUUUACCAUUCAAUGUUAUCUUUAGGUUCUAACUAUUCUUUAAUUUUCUUAGAUUUAGGGGAUAUUAAUACCAUGUGAAUGUUGUAUAUCUUUGCCAGAUCGUACAUCCUAUUUCAAUGGCUAUCAAGCCGAUAAUAUUAUACCUAAUCAAAUUUUCCAACCAUCGAAAAUACCCGUGUAUUUAUUGUAUUUUUUUUUUUUUUUUUUUUUUUUUUUUUUUCAUUUACACAAUCUAUCUUGGAGACCAUUAAUUAUUCCAUUUUGAUUCAUGUUGAUGAAAAUCGAAUAUGUUUCAUUAUAAUUUGAAAUCUAUAAGAAUAAAUAAAUUUCUAUUUCGCGUUUACAACAGCUUAGUUAUACCAUUUACAUAUACAAUAUACAAUACGUAAUAUUUGCCUACAGUUUGUCUAUGCAGAUACGGUAUCAGGCUUCCGCACUUAUUGUUAGAUUCAGAGAUUGUGGAGUUCGAACAUAUACGAAAUUCAAGACUUAAAAAAUCUAAUUCCAUUGAGUCCUAUCAUAUCAAUCAAAAUGUGGCUCAAAGCGAUAUUUUUGAAGAAAAAAAAAGAAAAAAAAAGACAGUAACCGAUGAAUAUUACGUAAAACAAGCUCGUAUUAUUAUAGUGUAAUUACAUGUUAUCUUAGAAUCACGUGGGUACAUUUACUCGGCGGUUUUCAUAGUUUGAUGUAUGAUGAAAAUUUCCUGUGAUCAUUAAAUCGUGAUAUACUUGGUUUUCGAGCCGAAUAGACAAACUGUAAUUUGAAAUAUCUAUGUACACAUACGUGUUAUGCAUAAGCCAGACGCAAACUAUAAGUAAGUGAAAUGUAUUCAAUUGUAGAAAUAUAUACGUAGUCCUGUUACUGUAACCUCAGCAAUCAAAAUAAAUAACUAGUUCAGUACGUAUCACAUUUAA